Messenger RNA from Dictyostelium purpureum, 894 nucleotides. RefSeq lists its product as uncharacterized. The transcript is spliced from 3 exons. NCBI's taxonomy places the organism in Eukaryota, Evosea, Eumycetozoa, Dictyosteliales, Dictyosteliaceae. The record is from RefSeq and is a predicted model, not a curated record. Bases 1 to 894 code for a protein of 297 amino acids.
AUGCCUGAAAGUGAAUUAGGCUCAACAUUAGAGUAUUUCAUCAAGUGCCAUAGGAUUUUACCAAAAAUGAAAACUCUAUUGAUAACAGAAACAUCCCAAAUUUAUUUAUGGCAUAUGAAAAUAUUCUUAAAGGCAGUAGAGAAGACUGGGCCAUGGUCAAAUCAUUAUUCUAUGAAUAUGCCACAAUCAAAAAUGAACGAUUUAAAAUCUAGUGGCGAUGAAUUUGUUGAUAACUCAACAUUAGAAAUAAACUAUGACUUUUUAUCAGUAUCAAUAAAACAACAAUUCGAAGAUUUUAAGAAACAAAAGAACAACAAUAAUGGAAGCAAUAAUGAUAGUGAAGAGUUAAACAUUGCCACCACUAACAACACCAAUAACAAUGAUGAUAAAACAAAUAGAAAUAAAUUAUUUUCACAAAUUAAAGAAAUAGAUAAAAACUCAAUAAUGCUAAUAGAAACUUAUUAUAGAGACAAAUUAAUAACAUAUCAAGAAAAAUUAAAGAAAGAAUUAGAAUUUAUAUAUAGUAAAAAAUUAGAAUCAUUAAAAGAUCAAUAUGAUAAAAACUCUUAUUUAAAACUAAAAGAGUUAGAAUUAUGGACAAAAAAAUCAUUAUUAAAACUAUUGAUACAGUUUCAAGAUUUAAAAAAACAAAGACAAAAUAAUAAUAUAGAUAUAGAUAUAAAUAAUAUUAAUAAUAAUGAUAUAAAUAAAAAAGAUGAUGAUUAUAAAAAAAAUAUGUUGAUAAUACAAAAAGAAGAAGAUAAUAUAUUAAAUAAAUUAGAGGGACUAACGCAAUGUGUAUCAGAAUUGCUUUUACAACAAAAUGAUUUAAAUAAUGAUACUUUGGCCAUUCAAUCAUUUCUAAAUAAUCUAAACUCAACUGUACUAAAUUAA